This is a messenger RNA of Vombatus ursinus (common wombat), 2197 nucleotides long. RefSeq names its product ATPase H+ transporting accessory protein 2 (gene ATP6AP2). The transcript has 9 exons. Gene Ontology annotation, molecular function: signaling receptor activity. Lineage: Eukaryota; Metazoa; Chordata; Mammalia; Diprotodontia; Vombatidae. The coding region runs from base 74 to 1132 and encodes 352 amino acids. The record is from RefSeq and is a predicted model, not a curated record. Gene Ontology annotation, biological process: positive regulation of Wnt signaling pathway. Gene Ontology annotation, cellular component: external side of plasma membrane; membrane.
CCUCUUUCCUCUUAGGCUCGGAGGCUGCGGCUGCGGGCAUUGCUCGCGCUGUUGCUGCCGCCGCUGCCGGUUUAUGACCAUGGCUGCGCUCGCCCUUCUGGCUUUGCUCCUUCCCGGUGUACUGGGCAAUGAGUUUAGUGUGUUAAGAUCACCAGAAUCUGUUGUUUUCCGAGAUGGAAAAUGGCCAAUACCCGGAGAUCGAAUUCCAGAUGUGGCUGCAUUAUCCAUGGGCUUUUCUGUGGAAGAAGAUCUUUCAUGGCCUGGACUUGCUGUGGGCAACUUAUUCCAUCGUCCUCGAGCUACUGUUUUGGUGACAGUGAAGGGAGUGGACAGUUUGGGUUUACUCAAGAAUGGUGUUGUUUCAUACCCUCUUGAGAAUGCAGUUCCUUUCAGUCUUGACAGUGUUGCAAAUUCUAUCCAUACGUUUUUUUCUGAGGAAACACCUGUAGUUUUGCAGUUGGCUCCUAGUGAGGAAAGAGUGUAUAUGGUGGGGAAAGCAAACGCCGUGUUUGAAGACCUUUCAGUCACUCUGAGGCAGCUGCGCAAUCGCCUGUUCCAGGAUAACUCCAUUCUUAGCUCUCUGCCUCUUAACUCUCUGAGCAGGAACAAUGAUGUUGAUUUGCUAUUUUUCUCUGAGUUACAAAUUCUGCAUGAUAUUGCAGCUUUGUUGUCCCGACACAAGCAUCUAGCCAAAGAUCAUUCUCCUGACCUGUAUUCUCUGGAGCUGGCAGGCUUGGAUGAAAUUGGAAAACGCUAUGGAGAAGAUUCUCAGCAAUUCAAAGAUGCUUCACAGAUCCUUACCGAUUUUCUACAAAAGUUCGCAGAUGAGAUGUAUGAUCUUUAUGGUGGGAAUGCUGUCGUGGAAGUAGUAACAGUAAAGUCGUUUGACUCCCCCCUUGUGAGAAAGACACGUUCUAUUCUUCAGGCGAAACAGAAUAACAAUCCAGGAAAUCCGUAUAAUCUUGCGUAUACGUAUAAUGUAAACUAUGCAGUAGUCUUCAACAUAAUUCUCUGGAUAAUGCUGGGCUUAGCCUUAGCUGUGAUCAUCAUCUCUUAUGGCUUGUGGAACAUGGAUCCUGGAUACGAUAGCAUUAUUUAUAGGAUGACAAAUCAGAAGAUCCGAAUGGAUUAACCUUUUUCUGUGCCAUCCUAAUAAAGGAAUAUGGAAACCACCCAUAUUGUAUUAAGAUAAGUCUUUUGGUAUGGUUUAAAGUGGAUAUUAUAUUUAAAAUGUAUUAAAAGACAAGAUUUGUUUUCUAUUUUGUGUGUACUUGUAACCAUUUUUCAAAGUGGGUAAUAUUUAAGUGAAAUUGUGACAAUAAAUCCUUCACUCUGCUAUGUUAUUACAGUGGCAUUAAAAUAAUUUCAUUCCAUUUUGAUUUUGGAAAUAUGCACUGGAAGUACUUUAAAUAUUUUUAAAUGUUAGCCUGUGUUGCUCAUCUAUGUGGAACAAAUGCACUGAAAGUAUAAUAGAAAUUUUUUGCCGAGUUCUUUAACAGUAUGGGUAGAAAUCAUCUUUAGAUUGUUAUGUAUUAUGAACUACUUGUAAAUGUCUUAAGGUGAUGUAAAUAUCUUGAACAGUUACUAGAUGAAGGUUUUUAUGAUCUACAGAAGUCCUAAAAUGGGGGAAAUGCUUAUACACAUAGUUUUAGAAAAAUAUUCUCGUAGACAGAGGAUAACUGGUUUUUUAACCUCUUUUGAAAGUUUGGUGAUCUGAUAAGAGGUGGUUAAGACCUAGGAAAGGAAACAUGUAGAGUAUUUGACUGGACUGGACCCAGGAGACCAGGGUUCUAAUUCCACCUCAUCCCAUGUCUAGCUAUGUGACACUGGAGGAGUCACUAACCUCUUUGGGCCUCAGUUUCCCCUUGUGUAAAAUGAGGGGGUUGGACUAAAUGUCAUUUCGGUUCCUGCCAACUCUGAAAUACUCUCAUCUGUCAGCAUAUGGUAUUGUGAAUUCUUAUAGUUAUGCACACAGACAUACUUUUCUGUAUGGUGGUAUUUUUGGGAAUGGCUUGAGUUGAAAAUCCAUUUUUCAUUUUAAUGUCUGUUUUUCAACUCCUAUAUUAGUUGGUAAGGUUGGUGUUAACAAUUUCAUUCUACAGAAUGCGAGAUGGAUGAUUCCUACUUUUUGAAUGUGGACCAAUGUUAUCAAGCUUAUAAGUGACUGAAAUAAAUAAAAGUUGAUAAGGAUUGCAAA